Molecule: messenger RNA, 1167 nt
Organism: Trichomonas vaginalis G3
Lineage: Eukaryota; Parabasalia; Trichomonadida; Trichomonadidae
Product: cellular macromolecule catabolic process
Exons: 1
Coding region: 1-1167 (388 amino acids)
Biological process (GO): protein ubiquitination; modification-dependent protein catabolic process
Cellular component (GO): nucleus; cytoplasm
Molecular function (GO): ubiquitin protein ligase binding; protein tag activity
Source: RefSeq, a predicted model, not a curated record
AUGGAGCCAGACUUGAAAGAGAUUGCUAGAAAUAUAUCUGAUUAUAUUGAUAACGAUACAUUCUUAUCGGCAAGAAGUCCUCAACAGAUAGCUAAAAUUCUUAGUUUUGCAAAACUAAGUCCUUGCGAAUUUGCAACAUUAUUCACAACUCUUUCAAAUUAUCAUGGAAAAGCAGACAUAUUAAUGAUGCUUAGUCGUGCACGCUUAAAAGAUUUCAAUAGUCAAGAGGAAGCUUCUGAAAUUUCUGAAACAAUUUCAUCAAUCCUCGGAAUUCAAAUUCUUGAUUCACUAUUUUCUUUCUAUCAAAACAAGCUUCAAGGGGAAAUUUCGGAAACCAAAAAUCAUAAGUCCCAAUCUUCUGUUCCUCUUCCAAGCUCAGCAAAUUCAAUUACAAUUAAGUCUCAAACUGAAAAAGUUUAUAUAAUUGAUAACAUUGAUUUCAAUUGUAGUGUUGAAGAUUUGAAAAAUAGAAUUCAAGACAAAGAAGGAAUCCCUCCAGAUCAGCAAAAGCUAUAUUUUGCUGGAAAACAAAUGGAAGAUGGAUAUACAUUGAAAGAUUAUAAUAUCCAUAAUGGAGCCACAAUUUCGCUUGUUUUAAGAUUACGUGGUGCAAAACCAGUAAUCUAUUUGUAUCCAAAGGAAGAAACCAAUGCAAAAGUAAGUAUCAAUAUCAAUGAUGGUGAUUUUUCAUUCGUGUAUCCUUCAUUCGACGAAGAUAACACGUGGAAUGUGAAAGCACUCCCAUCAGGCGAGAUCGUCCACAGAGGAAAGAAGAUGAGAUAUCUCUUCUGGGAAACACUCUUUUACCCGAAUCUCAACAUGAACAAAGGAUUCAUCAUCAAAGGCGAAGAUAGUAUUUCUUUCUUCGAGGAUAAACUGAAGUCUAUGAACCUCAACGACGCAGAGAUAUGUGAUUUCGUCACAUACUGGUGUCCGAAGCUUUGUGGAUACAAAUAUGUCAAAGUAUGCUUCCAGUUCAAAAACUUCGACGGCAUGUGUCCAAUGAACGUUGAGCCGAAGCCAGACAACGUCAACAGAGUUUUCUUCGCAGCUCUCCCUCUAGAGAGUCCAUGCGACGUCGAACCACAAGAACUUCCAACAUUCAAUCGUGAUGGCUUCACAGUCAUCGAAUGGGGCGGAACCAUCGUUACAUCUGAGACACUCUAA